AUGAGCAAGUCUACUGGACCUGGACCUGUCGCGCUGGUGCCGCACUCAAGCGAAAUAGAUGUCGUUCUUGCGACCAGCGGAGAGAGUGGCGAUUUUUUCCAGUCGUGGUACGAUGUCUUGAGGCCGUACCACAUCAUCGUGGUUCAGACGGGUCCCGAGGCAUCCGCGAAGCUGAGAGCACCACCUGGACUUGAUGUUGAAUCGUUCACAAGGAGCGAUGUCAAGCGGAUGCUGGGAAACCGUUCUGCAUGCAUCUCUUCGAAAGACAGUGCAUGCCGAUGCUUUGGGUGGCUUAUUUCGAAGAAGAGGUUCAUUUACACACUGGCCGACGACUGCUACCGUUUGAAGGGCUUUCCGGCUCCAGGAUUGGAGUUGGAUCCGGUGUUGAAGCACAUUCAGAAUCUUCAAAGACCAGCAACACCACUCCACUUUAACACUCUUUACGAUCCGUUUGAGGACUCCACGGAUUUUGUCCGUGGUUAUCCUUUCAGUCUGCGGGAGGGUGUCAGGACUGUUAUAUCUCACGGCCUCUGGCUGAAUAACCCCGACUACGACGCUCCGACUCAGCUUGUCAAGCCGAACGAGCGCAAUCUUCGCUAUGUAGACUGCGUGCAAACCAUUCCCAAAGGUGCUUUGUUUCCUAUGUCAGGAUUUAACCUCGCUUUUGACCGUGAGGUCAUUGGGCCCGCGAUGUACUUUCCUCCCAUUGGUGAAGGACAACCUUUCGGCUUUCAUGAUGAUAUGUGGGCUGGAUGGUGCUCGAAGGUUAUAUGCGACCAUUUGCGGUAUGGUGUGAAAUCAGGGCUUCCCUACGUUUGGAGGCAAAAAUCCGCAAAUGCGUUCGCCUGCUUGAGGAAGGAGUACAAGGGCAUCUUCUGGCAAGAGGAGAUUGUACCAUUCUUCCAAUCCAUGCAGCUACCUGCUGAAGCUUCAACGGUGGAGGCAUGCUACCUUGAAAUUGCCAAACAGGUGAGUGGAACCUUAUCGUGUGUAACAGGUGGUGCUUCCUGCUUUAUUUCCUGCCUUUCUUCCUGA
Messenger RNA from Closterium sp. Naga37s-1, 1035 nucleotides. Lineage: Eukaryota; Viridiplantae; Streptophyta; Zygnematophyceae; Desmidiales; Closteriaceae. The record is from the annotation of a GenBank genome assembly.